This is a messenger RNA of Rangifer tarandus platyrhynchus (Svalbard reindeer), 552 nucleotides long. NCBI's taxonomy places the organism in Eukaryota, Metazoa, Chordata, Mammalia, Artiodactyla, Cervidae. The record is from the annotation of a GenBank genome assembly.
AUGGACAGGAGCAGUGGCCGCGGAGCCGGGCUGCGGGGCGGAGGUGGGGACAGCCGGCGGGCGCUCGAAGAGAAGCACGGACUACAUCCCUUCUCAUUCCGGGUUAUGAGACGUGGGUGUCAUAGCGAGAGAAAGCAGAGUGUGGAGAAGUGGGGCUCCUCUCACGGACCAUAUGGGCUUCUUCAACCUACAGCUGGAAAAGCUAAAAUCCAGCUCAGCUGUGAUCGGGCCCUUCCUGAACAGGGACUGUCACUUUGCACUUUUCAAUUAUUUACCUGGAAAUGCAGCAAGCAGACAAUUGUGAAGCAGCUCUGUGAGAAAGGAGCAGAUGCUGUUUGCCAGCCGUGUGCUGGGAUCAGCUCUGGCCUGGUCAAUGGCAGGGCUACUGAACGUGGCAUCCUGAUCAGUAGCAUCAACGUCACCUGGGAGCUCAUUAGAACGCAAACUCUCAGCCCUGCUGAAUCAGAACACUUGAGGGUGAAGCACCGGAAUCUAAGCCUCAGCAGCUUCCCCAAACUACCAUUCGUGAAGCCCUGGUCUCAGACCCACUAG